UUCACUUCCUUGUCCUAUCUUUGCAUUCCUCAGUCAUAUAUGACACAAUUAAAGGACUGAAGAAGUGAAAGACCACAUUUUUUUGGGAAGUGGAAAUGACAAUGAUAUACCUCAUAAUCCUCGGAACCAUCUCAGGUUUAUGUGAAGCAGAUGGUGUGUUACCAGAUGGUCCUCUGAAUGCAUCUCUAGGAGGGACGGUGAUGUUCACCACAACUCUGACUCCAUCAGAUGGACCAUAUACUGCAGUGUUCUGGAAAUUUGGUAUUAAGGAUAUAAUAAGCUAUGCUCCAACUGUAAACAAAACUCCUCCAGAGUAUGAGGGCAGGAUCACCCUCUUCCCAUCUACUGGAUCUCUGGAGCUCAGAGAUCUGACACGUAAUGACAGUGGAGAGUAUGGAGUUAACAUUUCACCAGGACAUCAUGCAGGAAGGACCAGACUGGACAUAUAUGAACCAAUAUCAGGAAUUUAUUUGACAGCAUCAACAAACCUGAUCAUUGAUAGAAACUCUGUCAACUUAACCUGUGAUGCUUCUGGAUCUCCCACUGCCAGAAAAUGGAUGAAGGAUGGUUCAGAUCUGAUCCUGAAUGACAACAUGGCACUUUCUGAUAAUAACACAGUGUUGUCCUUUAAACCUGUAAACAGAGACAACAGUGGAGAUUAUCUCUGUACCAUCAGUAACCCUGUCAGCAGCAGUGAGGCUAAAUACAGGAUGGAUGUCAUGUAUGGGCCAGAAAAUGUUAGGAUCACAGGUAAAGAUAAUGUAACUGUAAGUGAACCUAUAAAACUGAUCUGCUCUGCCAACUCUACUCCAUCUGCCACGUUCAUCUGGAUGUUAAAUGGAACUGUGAUUCCUGCUAAUUCUCCUGAGUUCUCAAAAGAAAACGCUGAACUUUCUGAUGGUGGAUAUUACACCUGUGAAGCGAUGAAUAACAUAACUGACAGAAGAUCAUCUGCAACGUUUGAAUUGUUUGUUCAUGCAGGAAGCAUCCAGCCAUCAGGAUUAUCUGCUGGUGGCAUCGCUGGAAUAGUGAUUGUAUGUUUAAUCAUCACUGCUGCGGCUGCUGGUGGAGGAUACUACUUCUGCAGAAAAAAAUCCAACUUAAAUACUGAUGCUCAUCCUAUGAAUAACACAGAAAACAAAGAAAACCUUUAUGAGGAAAUAUCAGCGGUGUACGAGAAUGUAAAGGCUCAGUGACCCACCAUCAUUUAUAUGGAUCAUCCUCUUCUGAGGGUUUUUGAGAAAUUACCAACACAACUAAACCAUUGACCGACCAAACAACGGAGACUUCUGGUAAUGGACCAUGAACGGGUUUUCCACGACCUAAGUUCAGAUAAGCUUUGCUAAACUGAGCUAAAAACUACUGUUGUGCUAAAAAACAUUAAGUGACUGAUCUUUAUUCCUAUUACAAUAAGAAAAUCAAUAAACAUAUUAGGCUGAAAUAAAUGAGAACUUGGAGCCGUACAAUAAUUAUAUUUAAUAUAUAUAUAUAUAUAUAUAUAUAUACAUAACAUAAUAAUCCAUCAAAGGUGUGUGUAUUUGUGUUUAUAUUGUUCUGUACCUAUGUAUCUUACCUACGAUACUACAAAUAACAUGACUGUUCUUAAAAUCCUGCCAUCACACAGUCCUCUCUGGCAUUUACACCUCAAGUCACCUGUCCUCUUUACCGUUGAGAUAAGGCUGAUGUCCACCUUGUCAUUUUUUGGAAAACACUCCCUGUAUUAAUGACAUUUACACACUGGAGUGUUUCAACAUAACGGACCAAAUCAUUGAUUUAUGAUACUUGAGCAUUCGUGUAAAUGUGAAAGGAAAGUAAUGAGAGGAGAUAUAAACAUGGGCGAAAAAAUUUAACAUUUGCAGAGUUUCUGAAAGUUUCUGUAACGUCUAUUGUGCAAUAUUCAGUUAAUUGAAUUUAAGAAGAUAUUCCUAUUACCGUCACAAAGACAUUUGAUUCUCCAGUAAUAUGAAUUGAUGCGGGUGUGAUGUUGUGACAGAAAGAAAAAAAGAUUCAUGUUUCAAAUUUGACAAAUGCACGUCCUCUUGCCUCCAUAUUACUUACUGUAUGUAUGUGUCCUUGAGUAUGAAUAGUAAUAUUAAAACUGUCCUUAAGAUGAGAGAAUCAUUGUCUUAUUCCACAGACUUCGAAAAGUCAGUUCCCCAACCAAGUUGCACAUUUUAUUGUACAGUAUGUGAGGGGUUUAUUUCUUUGUUUCAUGUUUCUUUUGUAUUUAAUGUGCCACGUCAGAAUCUCAGAAAACAAGAAGCAGGUCAGAGUUUCCUGCUGCUGAGAUAACUUCAUACUCUGUCAUAAAAAGCUGUUGUUGUCUUCUUGACCUAAUUUAAUGGAAAACCUCCUGAUGAUCUUUGGACCUGUUUCCUGCUGAAAUCAUUAUUUGAGCUGAGCGGUGAUUGCAUCAAGUACACAAGCGUAUUGCUAUUCCACCUGUAAAAAGACAGAAUUGUGUCCUUCUACCCCUCCAAUUAUGUUCACCUGAGUUUCACCUGCAGGUAUGAACUAAGUACACAAACUUGGAGUACUUGGCAUUAAGACACUGUUUAUAAGACAUCUCCCUCUGGUGGUGAAUAUGUGUUUGACCAGAAAAUGAGGAAACAGGAAACAGCGAGAAAAAAUGUAACAAAAGGAACCUA
This is a messenger RNA of Cololabis saira (Pacific saury), 2648 nucleotides long. Its product is annotated as carcinoembryonic antigen-related cell adhesion molecule 8-like. The record is from RefSeq and is a predicted model, not a curated record. The transcript is spliced from 8 exons. Bases 96 to 1196 code for a protein of 366 amino acids. Lineage: Eukaryota; Metazoa; Chordata; Actinopteri; Beloniformes; Belonidae.